This is a messenger RNA of Gongylonema pulchrum, 579 nucleotides long. The record is from the annotation of a GenBank genome assembly. Lineage: Eukaryota; Metazoa; Nematoda; Chromadorea; Rhabditida; Gongylonematidae.
AUGAACAUAUUGCUCACUCAUCCUCCUUCCCAACAAGCCUUUGUAGUUCGCAGCAGCGUGGGACGCUUUCUUCCAGGACGCCAUCGGCUGUACAGUUGUGGUAGCAGGGUAAUAAUUAGCUGGAUUUCUCAGAAGAAUUACGUUUCGUUGCAGUCGUCUUCAUCCUAUACCUCAUCGUUAUCAACAGCAUCGCCACAGCACAGCUGGUCGAACUCCGGUACUCCAAGACAUCAGACAGAUUUUGAUUCCACUGCUACUUUGCCGCCACUUUCGUCAAGGCCAGUCAGUCGUCCUGCUCCAAGCUUCCAUUCGCCGUCUUCUCCGGCGGCCAGACAGCUAGCUGCCGAACUGGAUGAAUUACGUCGCAUCGGGAGCGAAAUGCAGCAGAGGCACGACCCGUUCGGUAAUCCAAGCUUUUCGAGACUGUUCGGACGCAAGGCUGCUUCAACGUUAACACUACCGCGUAAGAAGCUUUCGUUGACAUCUUCAGGAGGAAUAUCAGGCAAGUGUAAUGGACAUGAUUUGGCGUCUAGUGACUGCAGAAGAGUUCGUGCCUGUAGAGUUAUCGUAACUUCCUAA